CCCCCCAUCCCCGGGAUGACCUCGGCCGGCAGGACCAACCCCUACAGUAUCGUGUCAUCGGAGGAGGACGGGCUGCACCUGGUCACCAUGUCGGGCGCCAACGGCUUCGGCAACGGCAAGGUGCACACGCGGCGCCGGGGCCGAAACCGCUUCGUCAAGAAGAACGGCCAGUGCAACAUCGAGUUCGCCAACAUGGACGAGAAGUCGCAGCGCUACCUGGCUGACAUGUUCACCACCUGCGUGGACAUCCGCUGGCGCUACAUGCUGCUCAUCUUCUCGCUGGCCUUCCUCGCCUCCUGGCUCCUGUUCGGUGUCAUCUUCUGGGUCAUCGCGGUGGCCCACGGCGACCUGGAGCCGGCCGAGGGCCGCGGCCGCACGCCCUGCGUGAUGCAGGUGCACGGCUUCAUGGCAGCCUUCCUCUUCUCCAUCGAGACGCAGACCACCAUCGGCUACGGGCUGCGCUGUGUGACGGAGGAGUGCCCGGUGGCCGUCUUCAUGGUGGUGGCGCAGUCCAUCGUGGGCUGCAUCAUCGACUCCUUCAUGAUCGGCGCCAUCAUGGCCAAGAUGGCUCGGCCCAAGAAGCGGGCGCAGACCCUGCUGUUCAGUCACAACGCCGUGGUGGCCCUGCGCGACGGCAAGCUCUGCCUCAUGUGGCGCGUGGGCAACCUGCGCAAGAGCCACAUCGUGGAGGCCCACGUGCGGGCCCAGCUCAUCAAGCCGCGGGUCACCGAGGAGGGCGAGUACAUCCCACUGGACCAGAUCGACAUCGACGUCGGCUUCGACAAGGGCCUUGACCGCAUCUUCCUCGUGUCCCCCAUCACCAUCCUGCAUGAGAUCGACGAGGCCAGCCCGCUGUUUGGCAUCAGCCGGCAGGACCUGGAGACGGAUGACUUCGAGAUCGUGGUCAUCCUAGAGGGCAUGGUGGAGGCCACGGCCAUGACCACGCAGGCCCGCAGCUCCUACCUGGCCAACGAGAUCCUGUGGGGCCACCGCUUCGAGCCUGUCCUCUUCGAGGAGAAGAACCAGUACAAGAUCGACUACUCCCACUUCCAUAAGACCUACGAGGUGCCCUCCACACCCCGCUGCAGUGCCAAGGACCUGGUGGAGAACAAAUUCCUGCUGCCCAGUGCCAACUCCUUCUGUUACGAGAACGAGCUGGCCUUCCUGAGCCGCGAUGAGGAGGACGAGGCCGAUGGAGACCAGGACGGCCGCAGCCCCCAGGCCCGGCAUGACUUUGACAGACCCCAGGCCGCUGGCGGCGGCCUCGAGCAGCGGCCUUACAGACGGGAGUCGGAGAUCUGA
Molecule: messenger RNA, 1302 nt
Organism: Neomonachus schauinslandi (Hawaiian monk seal)
Lineage: Eukaryota; Metazoa; Chordata; Mammalia; Carnivora; Phocidae
Gene: KCNJ12
Product: potassium inwardly rectifying channel subfamily J member 12
Exons: 1
Coding region: 16-1302 (428 amino acids)
Biological process (GO): potassium ion import across plasma membrane; regulation of monoatomic ion transmembrane transport
Cellular component (GO): plasma membrane
Molecular function (GO): inward rectifier potassium channel activity
Source: RefSeq, a predicted model, not a curated record